AUGAGCGCAGAUAACGAAAACGUGCUCAUCGGCGUCAUCGGUGGAAGUGGCCUGUACCACCUUGACAAUUUGACGCUUCUGAACUAUGUGAACCCAAAGACGCCAUGGGGCCUCCCCAGCUCCCCCAUCGCCAUCUGCGCCCUUCCUUCCGGGACGAAGGUCGCCUUCCUCGCUCGCCACGGCGUCGGCCACUCCAUCCCACCCUCUGCCGUACCCUCCCGGGCGAAUAUCGCUGCGCUGAAGUCGCUCGGCAUCCGUGCCAUCCUCGCGUUCUCCGCCGUCGGCUCCCUCCGCGAGGAGCUCGCCCCGGGCGACUUCGUCAUGCCCGACCAGAUCAUCGACCGCACCAAGGGCGUCCGCCCUGCGAGCUUCUUUGAGGGCACGACAGUUGUCGCACACGCCGCGUUCGGCGACCCUUUCGCGAGAAAGCUUAUCGGAUGGCUUGAGGGGCGCGUGCGCAAAGUUCUUGAAGAGGCAAGCGAGGAAGAAUAUUCCACGCGCGGGAAGAAGCCUCAGCUGCAUACGGGAAAGACGAUCGUGUGCAUGGAGGGGCCACAGUUCUCAACGCGGGCGGAGAGCAGGAUGUACCGCCAGUGGGGCGGGGAUAUCAUCAACAUGAGCGUCCUCCCUGAGGCGAAGCUCGCGAGAGAGGCCGAGCUUGGGUAUGCUCUGAUCGCGACCGUCACGGACUACGACUCGUGGCGCGAGAACGAGUCGGCCGUCACCGCUGCCGAGGUUAUCAAGACCCUGCACGCCAAUGCAAAACUCUCGCGGCACAUCGCUGCGACGGUCCUCGAGGAGCUUCACGAGGCAGCCGCUCAGGGCGACAUCCUUACCGAGGAAGUUGGCGCGAUGCAGUUCUCCAUCAUGCCGCGCUCGGAGCAGCAGAAGCCGGAAGACAGGCAGAAGCUAAGCUAUAUCCUUCCUGCGUACUUCAGCUGA
Molecule: messenger RNA, 942 nt
Organism: Dichomitus squalens LYAD-421 SS1
Lineage: Eukaryota; Fungi; Basidiomycota; Agaricomycetes; Polyporales; Polyporaceae
Product: Methylthioadenosine phosphorylase
Exons: 5
Coding region: 1-942 (313 amino acids)
Biological process (GO): nucleoside metabolic process
Cellular component (GO): cytosol
Molecular function (GO): S-methyl-5-thioadenosine phosphorylase activity
Source: RefSeq, a predicted model, not a curated record